Messenger RNA from Pseudogymnoascus verrucosus, 2476 nucleotides. RefSeq lists its product as uncharacterized. The record is from RefSeq and is a predicted model, not a curated record. Gene Ontology annotation, molecular function: protein phosphatase regulator activity. Lineage: Eukaryota; Fungi; Ascomycota; Leotiomycetes; Thelebolales; Thelebolaceae. Gene Ontology annotation, biological process: protein dephosphorylation. The coding region runs from base 317 to 2173 and encodes 618 amino acids. Gene Ontology annotation, cellular component: protein phosphatase type 2A complex; cytoplasm. The transcript is spliced from 7 exons.
CGGAUAUUUGACUUCAAUAUACAGCCCAAACAUACCAACGAGAAACGACAACCCUGUGCAUAGUCGAAUAUAACAUCUCAACAAUUGGGCGAAGCUGUACAGACUCUUCCUUUACAGUUAUCUUGUCCCAUAUAGCCACGAAGAUAGCAACAUUGUCUGCUAUCACCCCACUUUCAGAGAGCAGCCGCCUCCGACACGCGAUCAGGACAGACCCUCUCACCACCGCACUCGAAGCCAAAGCGGAUUUAAUAGCUGCCUCGAGCUCAACUAGCGGUGUCUUCAACUUGGCACGUUAGAUCCCCAAUAGCUUCUCAGCAUGGCCGAAGGCAUAGAUAAGACGGAGGAGCUCUACCCAAUAGCUGUGCUCAUUGACGAGUUGAAGCACGACGACGUUUUGCUUCGAUUGAAUGCAAUCCAUAGACUUUCGACAAUCGCUCUCGCGCUUGGCCCAGAACGCACAAGAGACGAGCUGAUCCCCUUCUUAGAUGAGUCCGUAGAGGAUGAGGACGAAGUUCUUACGGCGUUGAGCGCAGAGCUCGGGAACUUCGUGGAGUACGUUGGGGGUCCAGAGUGGGGUCAUGUUCUACUUUCACCUCUCGAGAAUCUUGCUGCGAUCGAAGAACCGCUUGUCCGUGACAAGGCAGUGGAGUCGUUGAAUAAGAUUUGCGAGGAGUUGUCACCAAACCAGGUCGAGGAGUACUUCAUUCCACUUACGAUCCGACUUUCCAAGGCCGACUGGUUCACAUCAAAAAUCUCGGCCACCGGCCUCUAUAAUGUUCCAUACAAGAAGGCUUCGCCCCCGAUGCAGGAGCAACUGCGCCAGCAGUUUGGACUCCUUGUCCACGACGAGACGCCGAUGGUGAGAAGACAGUCAUCAAACAACCUGUCAAAGUUUGUCAAGGAGAUGCCUGCAACGAUUGUUGUCGAAGAAAUGAUACCCCUUUUCCAGCACCUCGCGAAUGACGACCAGGACAGUGUUAGGUUAUUGACGGUAGAGAUUUUAAUCGCAAUUGCGGAAGUUGUGCCAAAAGAGCAGCAGUCGAGCCACGGAGUUCUCUUGACUUCUUUGAGAAGCCUCAUCGAAGACAAGAGCUGGAGGGUGCGCUAUAUGGUUGCGGAUAGAUUUGAGAAGAUCGCGAAAGCAGUAGAUGACGAGGUUGUCACAAGGGACCUUGUCCCAGCAUUUGUUAAAUUGCUGAAGGACAGCGAGGCGGAGGUUAGAACUGCCAUUGCAGGACAAAUCCCCGGCUUCUGUCUUCUGUUAGACAGGGCCACCCUGCUUAACGAUAUUAUGGCUACGGUCGAGGACCUGGUCUCCGACAGCUCUCAGCACGUCCGUGCUGCUCUUGGCACGCAGAUCAGCGGCCUUGCUCCGAUACUUGGCAAGCAAGAGACCAUCGAUCACCUUCUCCCCAUGUUCCUCCAAAUGCUCAAGGACGAAUUCCCCGACGUCCGCCUCCACAUCAUCUCCAAGCUCGAACUCGUCAACCAGGUUAUUGGCAUCGACCUCCUGUCGCAAUCUCUCCUCCCAGCUAUUGUGCAGCUCGCUGAGGAUAAGCAAUGGCGCGUCAGACUGGCCAUCAUUGAGUAUAUCCCACUCCUUGCUAGCCAGCUGGGCGUGAAAUUCUUCGAUGAACAACUCUCCUCGCUGUGCAUGGCCUGGUUGGGUGACACCGUAUUUUCUAUCCGUGAAGCCGCCACGCACAACCUCAAGAAGCUUACUGAGGUGUUUGGCGUCGAGUGGGCAAAUGAGGCCAUCAUUCCUAAGGUUAUGGCUAUGGGCGCACACCCCAACUACCUUUACCGCAUGACGACUUGCUUUGCUAUCUCUACCCUGUCAUCCGUUGUCAGCUUGGACGUCAUCUCCCAAUCCAUCCUCCCCAUGAUGGACAAGCUCGUCGAAGACGAGAUCCCCAACAUCCGCUUUAACGUCGCAAAGUCCUACGGCCAACUGAUCGAUGUUCUCAAGCGCCUCCCCAACGAAGGCACCAUCUACUCCAUCGAGAAGUCCGGCCUGUCCCCUACCCCGUCCCCCAAGGGCCUCGAGACCAUCCAAGAGCGCAUCCUCCCCAACCUCGAGAAGCUGCAGAAGGACGACGACGUCGACGUCCGCUACUUCGCCACGACGGCCGCGAGCGCCGUGUCCUCGGACGAGAUGCAGAUUUCGCAAUAGAUGAGGGAAGGAAGCGGGGUGGACAUAAAUCUGGGGAAAGCUGCUUGCCGCAGAGCGUUUUUAUCGAGAUAGCGGUUUGCUGUAGGGAGAGAGGGGGGAAGUCAAAUAAUGACAAUUCGUGACGUGAUUUUUCUCCUGGAAUGCUUGCAUGACAAAUGAUGUGGACGGCAUCUCUUGAGGGAGACAGACAGUUUUAUGUUUCCUAGUCGAUGAUGCUGCGUUCGCUGUUGUUUUUAGACCAGGAGCAGCAAUACCAGAACCGUUCUUGUUGCUAGAACUGUAAUGAGAGAUGCUAUAAAACCA